This is a messenger RNA of Brugia malayi, 477 nucleotides long. Its product is annotated as Inhibitor of Apoptosis domain containing protein. The record is from RefSeq and is a predicted model, not a curated record. The transcript is spliced from 4 exons. The coding region runs from base 1 to 477 and encodes 158 amino acids. NCBI's taxonomy places the organism in Eukaryota, Metazoa, Nematoda, Chromadorea, Rhabditida, Onchocercidae.
AUGGCAGCAAUUGUUGAUUUCCUAAAUUGGGAUGCUUACACCGAACAUAUCUUUUGCAAUAAUCGCUUGAGAUCAUUUACAAAAAAUGCUUGGCCUCAUCAACAGUCAGUUAAUUUAUUACCAGAAAAGAUGGCUAAAGCAGGCUUUUUCUUUGAUCCAGAUAAUGAUAAUAUUGAUGGCGUUAGUUGUCCAUUUUGUCUUAAAACUUUAACUGGAUGGGAAGAUAGUGAUGAUCCAUUAGUGGAGCAUGCAAAACGGAAGGAUAUUUGCUAUUUUGCUCGUUUGAAUAAAGAUGAAAAAGAAUGGACAGUUGAAGAUUUCUUACGACUUUUGGCUCAACGAAGAGCAUCUAUGAUGUCACUAAUUGCACUAAAAGCGAUCGAUGGUGCUAUGGAUGCUAUGGAAAGCGUGAAAAAGAGAAUAGAUGUUUUGGUUGAAAAUAAAAGGCCAAAAAAGGUAGCGAAGAGGAAGAAAUAA